CCUCCCUGUGUCUUCAUCGCGAAACGAAGUUCUCUACCCGUCUCGUACUCAAAGCUUCCGUCUUUCUCUUUCGGUCUCUAUCUCUCGCUCUCUCUUAGAGUCGAUUAGCGAUGGCGCCGAAGGCGGAGAAGAAGCCGGCGGAGAAGAAGCCGGCCGACGACAAGAAGGCCGAGAAGGCGCCGGCCGAGAAGAAGCCGCGGGCGGAGAAGAAGUUGCCGAAGGAGGCCGGGUCGGCGGACAAGAAGAAGAAGAAGGCGAAGCGGAGCGUGGAGACGUACAAAAUCUACAUCUUCAAGGUGCUGAAGCAGGUCCACCCGGACAUCGGCAUCUCCAGCAAGGCCAUGGGCAUCAUGAACUCCUUCAUCAACGACAUCUUCGAGAAGCUCGCCCAGGAGUCCUCCCGCCUCGCCCGCUACAACAAGAAGCCCACCAUCACCUCCCGGGAAAUCCAGACCGCCGUCCGCCUCGUCUUGCCCGGGGAGCUGGCCAAGCACGCCGUCUCCGAGGGCACCAAGGCCGUCACCAAAUUCACCAGCUCUUAGGGUCCUUCCUUAUUCUUUUUUUCGAGGGGUAGGGGAGUGGGAGUGAGAGUGGGGGUGUUCUCUCCUUUAUGCGGUGGCAGGUGGGUUAGGGUUUCCAUUCGGGAUGUAAAGGCUAGAAUAGGAGGUGGUAGUUUGGUUAGUGUUCGUUUAUGUGCAUUUCCCCUUUGGGUUUUGUGACUUUUUUCUUUUUUAUGUCUCGAGCGGAAUCAGAUAGAAUCUUUUGUUGCAAUUGCUGAAGUUGAAAACUUUUCUCGUUUUCAAUAUGAA
Molecule: messenger RNA, 809 nt
Organism: Eucalyptus grandis
Lineage: Eukaryota; Viridiplantae; Streptophyta; Magnoliopsida; Myrtales; Myrtaceae
Product: histone H2B
Exons: 1
Coding region: 111-542 (143 amino acids)
Biological process (GO): nucleosome assembly
Cellular component (GO): nucleosome
Molecular function (GO): protein heterodimerization activity; structural constituent of chromatin; DNA binding
Source: RefSeq, a predicted model, not a curated record